Messenger RNA from Zalophus californianus (California sea lion), 736 nucleotides. Its product is annotated as protein PET117 homolog, mitochondrial. Gene Ontology annotation, cellular component: mitochondrion. Gene Ontology annotation, biological process: mitochondrial respiratory chain complex IV assembly. The transcript is spliced from 2 exons. Lineage: Eukaryota; Metazoa; Chordata; Mammalia; Carnivora; Otariidae. The record is from RefSeq and is a predicted model, not a curated record. The coding region runs from base 129 to 374 and encodes 81 amino acids.
CGGCGGGCGGCGCACCCGGCGGCCUCUGCGCUCGAGCGGUCGAGCCUGACCCGCACCCGCAGAGAAUCGCUCAGCUACGGCCCCGGGCCCGGGGCGGGUAGGAGGAGGCCGCAGUGGCCGGCGCUGGGAUGUCGAGGAGCUCGAAGGCGGUGCUGGGCCUCUCGGUGGUGCUGACGGCGGCCACCGUGGCCGGCGUGCAUCUGAAGCAGCGGCAGGACCGGCAGAGGCUUCAUGAUGGAGUGAUCAGAGACAUUGAGAGACAAAAUCGGAAAAAAGAAAACAUUCGUCUUUUGGGAGAACAGAUUAUUUUGACUGAGCAACUUGAAGCAGAAAGAGAGAAGAUGUUAUUGGCAAAAGGAUCUCAAAAAACAUGACUUGAAAUGGAUGUCAAAUAUUGAUGGGACAGUGUCAAGUGGGGGUGUGCGAGUGUGGAUAGAGAAUAGCUUAGCGAGGUCUUCAACAUUUUUUUGGUGACUGUCUUUUCCAGCUUGACCAAAGAAAAGGACAGUGGACCAUAUAUUCUAAAUUACUGCUUUAAAAGUCCCUUCUGAGUCAAGAAGCAGGCAGACACUCUUCUGAAGAAUUUUGUCUGUGUGGUCCUGGUAGAAGCCCCGGUAAGCUUGGUGUCUAGAGCUUAGGAUAGUUAGUGAAAAGCACUUUGGAGCUGUGAGAGGAAGGGAUGGAUAGUAACAUCCACCUGAGUAGUUUGAUAAGCCGGCACGAUGAUGAAGCCACG